AUGAGACCAACAGUUAUAGCAGAAUGUACCCUGAGAGAAUCGGCUGCUAUUAAUCAAAUAUUGGGAAGACGGUGGCAUGCAUUAGACCGGUCAGAACAGUCCAAGUAUUAUGAGAUGGCUAGGAAAGAAAAAGAAUUACACUUACAGUUAUAUCCAGGUUGGAGUGCUCGAGAUAAUUAUGCUAUACAGAGUAAAAAAAAGAAACGGAAAAAGAGUGAUAUAGUUGAUAAAAAUAGAGAAUGUCCUAAUGCUAAGAAAUGUCGAGCAAGAUUUGGUAUGGAACAGCAAGCUAAUUGGUGUAAGCCAUGCAGGUAG
Messenger RNA from Lottia gigantea (owl limpet), 315 nucleotides. RefSeq lists its product as hypothetical. The record is from RefSeq and is a predicted model, not a curated record. Gene Ontology annotation, biological process: regulation of transcription by RNA polymerase II; canonical Wnt signaling pathway. Gene Ontology annotation, molecular function: RNA polymerase II cis-regulatory region sequence-specific DNA binding; DNA-binding transcription factor activity, RNA polymerase II-specific. The transcript is spliced from 3 exons. Lineage: Eukaryota; Metazoa; Mollusca; Gastropoda; Lottiidae. Bases 1 to 315 code for a protein of 104 amino acids. Gene Ontology annotation, cellular component: beta-catenin-TCF complex.